Molecule: messenger RNA, 2700 nt
Organism: Pangasianodon hypophthalmus (striped catfish)
Lineage: Eukaryota; Metazoa; Chordata; Actinopteri; Siluriformes; Pangasiidae
Gene: atg16l2
Product: protein Atg16l2
Exons: 18
Coding region: 150-1937 (595 amino acids)
Biological process (GO): negative stranded viral RNA replication; autophagosome assembly
Cellular component (GO): autophagosome membrane
Molecular function (GO): protein binding
Source: RefSeq, a predicted model, not a curated record
AGUUCUCACCUACUGAUCUAACAAGUUCCUGUAAGUUUCUCCUUUCAGCCACGCUUUGCCAUGUCUAAAUCGAUUCAUAUCGGCCCAUAAUGCGGAAAUCCAUCAUGGGCCAUGUGUCUGGAAUGAAACACCGAUGAGUUUUUUAAAUCAUGGCCACUACGGAGUUCACGAAGCCUGGGAGACAAUGCACUAAGACGAGCCCGGACCCAAAACACUGUGAGCCAUGGAAACGGCACAUCAUCCGGCAGCUGAAAUAUCGCGAUAAGGCGCAGAAGAUCGUCUUCCAAGAUGUGAUACGAUCAUACGUCAACCUGCUCGAGCGCUGCGCUCAACGCGCACUCAUCACACAAGGCCUCCGCUCCCCUCCCAGACCGUUUUCCUCAUCUGAGGAUUUAUCAUCCCUGAAGACAGUCACUGGUGAGCUUGCUUACAAGGUAUUGGAGCUGCAGCAAGAGAUAAAAAUCAAGGAUGCUUUUCUUGAAAGGCAACAUGCCAGGUUGCAUGAUACUCAGAACAACCUCAUGGCUGUGGAAUUAAAGAAAGCCAGGCUGAGGUCUGAUGUGAAAGAGAUGACCGAUAGCAACUUACUCCUCAAGACUAAGUAUGACACUCUUCAUGAGCGCUAUCAGCACUUGGAUGAAGAUUACAGGAAAGAGAAACUCCAUGGCUCAGAUGUCCUGGAGGACAUGAUUCACUUGAAAGAACAGGCCGCUGCUCGCAUGAACCACCGCAAUGAGAGGAGACUGAGAGCCAGGCAAGCUGGUCUUCAUAAGGAACUUGAGGUGGCUGCCAGUAAGAGUCUGAACACUGACAAAGUACCCAAAAGUGUAUCAUUACCAUCAUCACCAUUACUACGCAGGAAUAAAAGUGGAGAGGAUCUGGAAAGUAGCCAUUUACGAGCUUUCAGGUCAGCUUCGGUUACUUCUCCUCGGAUUCUUGGCUCAAUCAGAGGUCUAUUUGAAAAGAAGAGGCGAGGUAAUUCAGUUAGCAGUUUGGAAGAAGACGUCUAUACUCCUCAAGGAGUUUGCUUAGUAGCUAGAGUCCCAACCAAAGUCAUUCAUGCAGUGGAUGCUCACGAGCUUGGAAUCAAUGCGGUGAGAUUCAGCCCGAGCUCAAAUCUGCUGGCCACUGGAGGCACAGACAGGGUGAUCAAGCUGUGGGACAUCAGCUCAGGCAUGCUGCACUACAGAGGGACACUAGAUGGGAGUAAUGAGGGCAUCACCAGCAUUGAGUUUGAUCCUACGGGCAGCCGAAUUUUAGCUGGAUCAUAUGACAACUCAGCUCUUAUAUGGCGGUUGGAUGACUCUGUUCCAAAGUUUACGUUGACAGGCCAUUCUCGCAAAGUGACAGCAGCUAGGUUUAAAUGUAACCUAAGGCAGGUGGUGACUGGAAGUGGAGACAGAACUGUAAAAAUCUGGGACCUGCAACGUGCUGCCUGUAUACAGACCAUUGAGGUAUUAUCCUACUGUAGUGACGUAGUGUGCUCAGAGUAUUACAUAAUCAGUGGCCAUUUUGACAGAAAAAUACGCUUCUGGGACAGCAGGGCAGCGAGCUGCACUCAGGAGGUUCCCCUACAAGGCAGGGUGACAUCACUUGACAUCUCACCCAACCACAGAGAGUUACUAAGUUGCUCAAGAGAUGAGAGUCUACAGCUGGUGGAUCUGAGAAUGAGUAAUACCAGAAUGGCCUUCCGGGCAGAAGGUUUCAAAUGUGGAAGUGACAGCACCAAGGCUAUCUUCAGUCCAGAUGGAAGUUACCUGGCAGCUGGCUCUGCAGAUGGUGGUGUGUACAUCUGGAACAUUAGCACAGGCAACCUGGAAACACGGCUACAAGACAUGCACAGAACCUCAGUUAAUGCAGUGGCUUGGUCAAUGUCAGGCGAGUAUAUGGUGAGUGUCGAUAAGAGCCGAUGUGCCACUCUGUGGAGUGACAUCUGAAACUGGAUUUAAGUGGCCGUACUCUCUGCUGCUGAAUUACACACCAGGGUCAAUAACAUCCACACAUCCUAGUCCAACAUCUGUGGAACAGGGUGUUCUGUACACCAAAACUGUUUUUAAAAGAGCAUAGAACCAAAACACCACAAACAUGCUAAAUUUGUUUUGGUCUGGCUUUAUAAAGCAGUCAAGAUUGAUUAGAUACCUUGAUUUUUUUUCCCCCAUGAAUUAUUGACUUAAAGUAUGAAGCCAUUUAUUAGUGCUCCUUAAAUAUGUCAAACAUUCACCCAAGCAUAUCGACAAAUAUUGAAAGCCUGGUGACAAAAAGACACAGAUAGUAAGAAACUAGGUAGAUAGGUAAUGGUUGGUUGCAUUCUGAGUCAUGCUCAUAUUUCCAUUAUUAAUAUGAUCUGUUUGAGUACAUAGAAAUUAGCUAAUUAUAUUUUACAGUGUAAAAAUAGAUUUUGUACAAUAUGUCUAUUUUGUAAUGUAUAUGUUAGUAUUGUGCAGUAAAAAAAACACACCAAUGUAGACUAUGUAUGAGUACCUGAUUUGUGCUGCAGUGCUUCUUCAACCACUCUGAAGGGUUGUUCAGUUUUCCUAACCACAUGCAUUUACAUUCUCAUUUGUUUAAGAUAUCCAGUGAAGUUUUUGCAAAGGAGUGUAUAGAUUUGUUUACAUUCUAAUUUUCAACCCCGUUGUGCUGAAUGUUGUGGUUUAUAUACCGACUACUAGAUAAAUAAAUUUCUUAACAUUUUUCUUACCA